This is a messenger RNA of Pecten maximus, 2758 nucleotides long. RefSeq names its product catalase-like. Bases 67 to 1566 code for a protein of 499 amino acids. Gene Ontology annotation, cellular component: mitochondrion; peroxisome; cytoplasm. Gene Ontology annotation, molecular function: catalase activity; heme binding. Gene Ontology annotation, biological process: response to hydrogen peroxide; hydrogen peroxide catabolic process. Lineage: Eukaryota; Metazoa; Mollusca; Bivalvia; Pectinida; Pectinidae. The transcript has 12 exons. The record is from RefSeq and is a predicted model, not a curated record.
GUUCUGUGGACUUCGACACUGUACAGGAACACAGACGUAGUUUGGAGGUGACAAGAUCUAUCAAAGAUGGCAAAUAGAGACAAAGCUACGAACCAACUGGCAGAUUUCAAGAAAGCCCAAUCGAAAUCCGAUGUACUGACCACAGGGACAGGUGCCCCAGUGGGUACCAAGACGGCCACACUGACCGCUGGACCAAGGGGGCCAGUACUCAUCCAAGAUUUCACCUUCACAGAUGAAAUGGCCCACUUCAAUAGGGAGCGCAUCCCAGAACGAGUCGUUCAUGCUAAGGGAGGAGGUGCCUUUGGAUACUUUGAGGUUACACAUGACAUCACAAAGUACUGUAAGGCCAAGCCGUUUGAGUUUGUGGGUAAGAAGACUCCAGUGGGUGUCCGCUUCUCAACAGUUGGAGGAGAGAGUGGGUCUGCCGACACUGCCCGUGACCCCAGAGGAUUUGCCAUAAAAUUUUACUCGGAGGAUGGAAACUGGGAUCUGGUCGGCAACAAUACCCCGAUCUUCUUCAUCCGGGACCCCAUAUUUUUCCCUAGCUUCAUCCACACACAGAAGAGAAACCCACAGACUCAUCUUAAGGACCCCGAUAUGUUCUGGGAUUUCAUUUCACUUCGGCCUGAGACCACCCACCAAGUUUCCUUCUUAUUCUCUGACCGUGGAACACCCGACGGUUACCGACGAAUGAACGGCUACGGAAGUCACACCUUCAAGAUGAUCAACGGGGAAGGCAAACCUGUUUACUGCAAAUUCGUCUUUAAGACCGAUCAGGGCAUCAAGAACCUGAUGGCUGACCAAGCUGCAGAACUGUCCAAGAAUGACCCAGACUAUGCGAUCCGGGAUCUCUUCAAUUCUAUAGAGGAUGGCAACUUCCCAUCGUGGUCGGUCUUCAUCCAGGUCAUGACCUUCGAGGAGGCAGAGAAGGUCUCGUACAACCCAUUUGACCUCACCAAGGUGUGGCCGCAGGCAGAGUUCCCUCUGAUCCCUGUUGGAAAGAUGGUACUGGACAGAAAUCCAAAGAACUACUUUGCGGAGGUGGAACAGAUCGCAUUCUCACCUGCUCACAUGAUUCCAGGUAUCGAGGCUAGCCCCGACAAGAUGUUACAGGGUCGUCUGUUUUCCUACUCCGACACCCACCGACACAGACUUGGUAGUAACUAUCUCCAACUGGCUGUCAACUGUCCCUACAAAGCCAACGCCAGAAACUACCAGCGUGACGGGCCACAGUGCGUGGGCGACAACCAAGGAAAUGCACCAAACUACUUCCCAAACAGUUUCUCUGGCCCACAGGACGAUCCUAAGUACCUGGAGUGUCCCUUCAGUAUCUCUGGGGAUGUCACCCGAUACGAGACUCGCGAUGAGGACAACUUCUCUCAGGUCACCACAUUUUGGAACAAGGUGUUGAACCAAGAAGAGCGUCAGCGAUUGGUAGAGAACAUUGCAGGUCACUUGAAGGACGCCCAGGAAUUCAUCCAAAAGAGAACAGUCUACAACUUUACGCAGGUCCAUCCAGACUUCGGAGGUGGUAUCCAGAAACGGUUGGACUCCUACAAAAACUAGGCCCUAAAGGUCCACACAAACGAGUCUAUCAGUGACCAAGAUAUUGACUGAAAUAUACCGUCACCAGAGACCCAGAUAUUGGCAUAAGACUUAAUCAUCCGCGACUCAAAUAUGAGGACUCUUCAACACCAGGGACCCAUAUAUUUGGACGUAUCAUCAGCUACCGAGAUAAUUUUAUAAAUUAAGCCAAGCGUUUCAUCUCCAGUGUCCUAAAUCCUUAUCUGGAUUAUAAUGCUGGCUGCAGUAUGAUUCAGCAUUCGAUGUUGCUACGUUUAAACAGGAACCAAACUUUAUCCAUUCAGGUUUCAGCCUACAUCUCCAAAUGAUGAAUUUCUCCAUUUAAUGCAUCUUAUAUGAGAAUACAAUUUACAUAUAUCACUGUACGGUGUAAAAUAUACAUACAUAAUAUAUAAACAGAUGUAAAUUCUAUAUAAAUUCGACAUGGGUAUUUUAUACAGAAUUUUACAAAAGCAGAACUAAUUCAUAGUGUUAUUUUUUACUUGACUUCACUUGACCUUGCAAUCUUACACUGGUCUUAGUCUCGAUACUUUUAACGCCUACAUCAAAUGUUUCUACUAGGCCCGCGCCAUUUCCCCCAACCGAUGGCGUAUAACCGAGAAUUAUAUUAUUUAGAGACUGUAAUUUUACGUAGUGGAUAUUACUUCUACGUCUUGUGAAAACUGAUGAAUUCAAAACAUUUUAUUGUAUGUACAUGCAAAUUAUAUAAUGUUGAUUUAUAUAUGACUUCUGCACCUUUAUAUACUUACAUCCAACCUUAGACUUUGUAAAAUUUAUUGGAUACUACAAUUUAUAUAUGAAUAUACAUAUACAUGUAUAUAGAAAUCUAUAUUUAAAAAAGUUCAAUAUUAUAACAUUGAAGUCCUUUUACAUCAUAUACAUCGAAAUAUAUAUAGAAAAGUUCAAUAGUAAUAACAUUGAAUUCCUUUACAUCUUAUAGAUAGAAAUAUGGAAAUGUUUAAUAUUAUGAAAUUAAAGCCCUUUACAUCAUCCCGGAGAUAAAGGAGGCCGUCAAAAGAGUCAAAAAUGAAAAACAACCUAAAAAUAAUUCUGAUUAAUAUUACAUUUUGAUUAAAUGUGUGUGCAGGCUGAAAAUUGAUGAGACUUACAGGUAGGAUUGAUAAGCCGUGAAAUUGUCUGAAUGAUAACAAUUAAUAAAGCAUUUGAAACUUGA